AUGGCUAAAAAGCGGCUACAUUUCGACAUUCUCGCCUGUACAAUACUUCUAGUGUUCGGAUUCUUCUGUGGACAACUGCUGGGACGUUGGAGCGGUUAUGAACAAAUGAGGCCUGUCAAACAGUAUCAGAUAGAACAACCCACAGUUGGUCGUCAUUUCUUGGAAGUUAAAGUGUUCUGCUGGAUCACUACACAUCCAGCAUCCCACAAGACAAAAGCAUAUGCAGUAGCGAACACAUGGGGUCAGCUGUGUAAUCGGAUUGUGUUUGUUUCUAAUGGAACCGAUGAGAAAUUGCCAAUAAUUCUGGUGAACAUCAGUGAAAGUAGAGGUCAACUAUGGUCGAAAACACGCAAGGCUUUCAAGUGGAUUUACAAGAACGUUUUGAAUGAUUACGACUGGUUUCUGAAAGCAGACGAUGACACCUACGUGCACAUGGAUAAUCUUCGAGCACUACUACUGGAUUAUUCACCGAACGAUCCUCUGGUAAUUGGACAUCUGUUUCAACCGAAUAUUGGACAUGGUGUUUACCAUAGUGGUGGAGCCGGUUAUGUUCUCAGCAGAGAUGCCGUGAAGAGACUAGUGGGCCGAGGAUUUGCAAAAUUCCCUAUUUGUAACAAGAAAAACGCUCAUGAAGAUGUAUUCCUUGGAACAUGCUUGAAUAAACUUAACGUGACAUUUGUUGAUGGUGCCGAUAAAAAUGGAGCAUACAGAUUCCACGCCGUAGCUCUCUAUGAUUUCCUGGAUAAUCAUGUGCCGAAAUGGCUGAGGAAUAAAUCGAAGACGAAACUUAAGAUGAGAUUCUUUUUCUUGUUGCUCUCCUCAUUUUAUUUCAAUGCACUAUGCAAAAGAAAACUAUCAGUAUCUAAUCGACUUCCUUGCACAUCGUCUGAAACCAUAUGGAGUAUAGGACUAGUAAUUUGUUCAUAA
Messenger RNA from Necator americanus (New World hookworm), 927 nucleotides. RefSeq lists its product as uncharacterized. Gene Ontology annotation, molecular function: N-acetylgalactosaminide beta-1,3-galactosyltransferase activity. Bases 1 to 927 code for a protein of 308 amino acids. Gene Ontology annotation, cellular component: membrane. The transcript is spliced from 8 exons. Lineage: Eukaryota; Metazoa; Nematoda; Chromadorea; Rhabditida; Ancylostomatidae. The record is from RefSeq and is a predicted model, not a curated record.